Messenger RNA from Gadus macrocephalus (Pacific cod), 850 nucleotides. RefSeq names its product proteasome 20S subunit beta 2 (gene psmb2). Bases 136 to 735 code for a protein of 199 amino acids. Gene Ontology annotation, cellular component: proteasome core complex, beta-subunit complex; cytosol; nucleus. The transcript has 6 exons. The record is from RefSeq and is a predicted model, not a curated record. Gene Ontology annotation, molecular function: peptidase activity. NCBI's taxonomy places the organism in Eukaryota, Metazoa, Chordata, Actinopteri, Gadiformes, Gadidae. Gene Ontology annotation, biological process: proteasomal protein catabolic process.
AACGACUUCCGACAGCGUCAUCAGCCCGCGCCGCUCUAUUCAACUUUUGCUGUGUAAUCUGAACGAAGCAAGGGUCUGGUUACUUGCUAUUAAAACACUUUUUAGCGUUAUUUCGUCACAUACUGAAGUCUCAAGAUGGAAUAUUUGAUCGGGAUCCAGGGACCAGACUUCGUGCUGGUUGCAGCAGACAGCGUGGCGGCCAGCAGCAUCAUCAAAAUGAAAGAUGACCACGACAAGAUGUUCAAGCUGAGCGACAACAUCCUGCUGCUGUGUGUGGGAGAGGCGGGCGACACCGUGCAGUUCGCCGAGUACAUCCAGAAGAACGUGCAGCUGUACAAGAUGAGGAACGGCUAUGAGCUCAGCCCCACAGCGGCGGCAAACUUCACACGGAAGAACCUGGCGGACUACCUUCGAAGCAGGACCCCGUACCACGUGAACCUGCUGCUGGCGGGCUACGACCAGGCCGACGGCCCCGCCCUCUUCUACAUGGACCACCUGUCGGCCCUGGCCAAGGCCCCCUUCGCGGCCCACGGCUACGGCGCCUUCCUCACCCUCUCCAUCCUGGAUCGCUACUACAAGCCAGAUUUGACGCGUGAGGACGGUAUUGCACUGCUGCAGAAAUGCAUCCAAGAGCUCAACAAGCGCUUCAUCCUCAACCUGCCCUCGUUCAACGUGCGGGUGAUUGACAAGGAGGGCGUCCAUGACCUGGAGAAGGUCCGUGUGAUCCCCCAGUGACGGCCGCGUCUCGUCCAACACCCCCCCCUCUGUCUUUUGGUUUUUUUUAUCCACUUUGUACGUUGACCCGCCUACUUUUUAUGUUCCAAUAAAAAGUGACACGCUGUUGAGAUAA